This is a messenger RNA of Cyclocybe aegerita, 915 nucleotides long. The record is from the annotation of a GenBank genome assembly. NCBI's taxonomy places the organism in Eukaryota, Fungi, Basidiomycota, Agaricomycetes, Agaricales, Hemipholiotaceae.
AUGUCGCAUUGGAGCGAUGUUGUUUCUUCAGAAGCCCAAGGGUCUCGCAUGUUGAUCCUCCAGUACGAUCAUGGGCAUUCCGCGCUUUUAGACUUUCUUGCCCACUGCGUAUUCGCCCGUCUCUCAAAUGAACUCACACAGGCGAUCGAGCAUGCAUCUCUGUUCUUUAUCAAUUUCUUAUGUCAAUUCAAUCAAGAUGCAUGGGCCAUGAAUGUUGCAGACGACGCAAGGGUGGUUCAUCAUUGUCACCAGCUUCUGUCGUGCUUGUCAGUUGUGCUUACAAGGAAGGACUUUCCUCGUGACUCUGAUGGAUGUGUCAAGUUGAUCGAAAAGAUGCAGGAAACAUGGCUCGAACGACCCUUGGCUGGCACAGACAACUUCAUGAGACGCUUGUUGACCCCGACCAUGACACAUAAGCGGAAGUUGCUUCGCACCUUCUUGCGAAGCAUAGGCAUAAACCUACUCAGCAGUAACAGCCGGAAUGGCGCAGAGCCACCCACAUAUCUCGGAGUACACGUAGCAGAAGAAUUUAUAGAGCUCAUCAGAGGUAAAUUUGGUGCCUCUCAAGGUGUAACUCUGACUUUGAUAGCUUCCCACCUCAUGUUCUGGAUGAAGUGUGUCCAACAAGUUGCUGAGAAAUAUCCGUCAUCAAACUUUUCAGGAAUUGCAUUGGCAUGGGCAGACAAAGCCAGUGAAGCUCUGGCUUCAGAAGCAACUCGCAGUACCCUAUCCAUGGGCGUGCUCUUAUUGUUUAUUGCGUCACUCCUGCCCUACGCUCCCCGGAUUCACAUGACUCUUGCAAGUUCGGCGUUCUUGGCCAAACAGGAAGAUACUUUAAGAAAGUUGGGUGCUUUCCCGAAGACAGUGAAAUAUUACAAGGACCAAGUCAAUGUAUACAUUAAGCGAUGCACAUGA